Messenger RNA from Pipistrellus nathusii (Nathusius's pipistrelle), 1338 nucleotides. NCBI's taxonomy places the organism in Eukaryota, Metazoa, Chordata, Mammalia, Chiroptera, Vespertilionidae. The record is from the annotation of a GenBank genome assembly.
AUGAGGGCGCUGGCGCUGCUGCCGCCCGCGCUGCUGACCUGCUGUGGCUGGCUGCUCGCCCCGGUGAGCAGCGUUCACCCCGAGUGCCAAGUUCACCUGGAAAUGCAGGAGGAGGAAGCAAAAUGUGCCGACCUCCUCAUGGCCCAGCCAGGGGCUCACAAAGCCUGCAGCGGCGCCUGGGACAACCUCACGUGCUGGCGCCCCGCGGACAUCGGCGAGACCGUCACGGUGCCCUGCCCCACGGUGUUCAAGGUGUUCAGCAGCCUUCACGGCAAACCAGGGAACAUCAGCAAGAACUGCACGAGCGACGGGUGGUCGCAAACCUUCCCGGACUUCAUGGACGCAUGCGGCUACCAUGACCCCGAGGACAGGAGCCAGAUCACCUUCUACGUCCUGGUGAAGGCCACCUACACCCUGGGCUACAGCGUCUCCCUGGCUUCUCUGGCCACAGGCAGCGUCAUCCUUUGCCUUUUCCGGCGGCUGCACUGCACCCGGAAUUACAUCCACCUCAACCUGUUCCUUUCAUUCAUCCUGAGGGCCAUCUCGGUGCUAGUCAAGGACGGCGUGCUGUACUCCGGCUCCAGCACCCUGCACUGCCCCGACCAGCUGGCCUCCUGGGUGGGCUGCAAGCUGAGCCUGGUGUUCUUCCAGUACUGCAUCAUGGCCAACUUCUCCUGGCUGCUGGCGGAGGGGCUGUACCUGCACUCCCUGCUGGCCACCAGCUUCUCCCGCGGCCGCAGCCUCCAGAUCUACCUCCUCAUCGGGUGGGGCAUCCCCGCCGGAUGCACAGCCGCGUGGGCUGUGGCCAGGCUCUGCUUGGAAGACACGGGUUGCUGGGAUACCAACGAGCACAGUGGCCCCUGGUGGGUGAUCCGAACCCCGAUUCUAAUCUCAAUUCUCGUCAACUUCAUCCUGUUUGUGAGUAUCUUGCGGAUUUUACUGCAGAAGCUGACGUCCCCAGAGGCCAGAGGCAGCGAGCAGUCGCAGUACAAGAGGCUGACCAAGUCCACGCUGCUGCUCAUCCCGCUGUUCGGCGUCCACUACGUGGUGUGCGCCGUGCUGCCCACGGGCGCCUCCGCCCGGUUCCAGCUGCUGUGGGAGCUGUGCGUGGGCUCCUUCCAGGGCCUGGCGGUGGCGGUUCUCUACUGCUUCCUCAACAGUGACGUGCAGCACGAGCUGCGAAGGAAGUGGCAGAGCCUGUGCCCGCGCCAGCCCUCUGGGCGGGGCGGCCGGCUCCACAGCCUGUCCAUCUCCAGGGCCGGCUCGGAGAGCACCCUGCCCUCCCUCCGCGGCUCCCAGCCCCCGUCCUUCCUUCAGACGGAGGCCUCGGUCAUCUAG